CUGGUACACCUGGCAACGAGUAACCCUGCCUCCCUCCAGCAUUCCAGCCUCUCCCUCUCAGUGUGGGGGGGGCGGAGGGGUGGUGGGAGGGUUGGAAAUGAACACUCAGCUCUCUCUCUCCGCCAGGGACCCUUGGUGUACGAGGAGAGGCUGGUCCCUCCCUCGCUCUGGGACAGCCCUGCGGGUCUCUGCUGCUGCCUUCAGGAAGUCCCGAGAGGCGGAACCGGAGAUCUGGGAUCCGCCGGCAGGAGAGGGAUCCCAGGCCGGAUCCGAUCGUACGCGGUGAGGUCCCCAGAGGGUCUGUCCAUCCCCUCCCCCGUUGCUGCACAGUGCGAUCCCAGGAUGAAGGAGCGGUGCCGGCUGUGCGCGGCCGAGCUGAGGGGGACCCGCAGGAGGUGGAUAUUCGGCUCGUCCUCUGGGGUGGACCUUGGCGCCGUGCUAUCCCACGUGCUGGGCCGAAGGGUGUGCCGUGGGGAGGGGGAGGGGGACGGGGAGGGGGAGUUCCUGUGCGGUAAGUGCGCCUCCUCCCUCCAGACGCUGUACCGCUUCGACGGGGUGAUCGCCCGGGUGCGGGCCCUGUCGCUGCAGAAGGUCCGGGAACUCCUGGGCCAGAGGGAGAGGCUGCGGCACUACCUGCUGCACCUGCACUCCCGGAGGCGGCCCGCAGGGGGAGACUCCAGCACCGCCGGCGGCGGCAGUCCCCAGGGCAGCCAGUAUGAGGCGCUGCUGGAGCAGGAGCUGGCGCUGUCCGCCUACGAGUGCUGGUCCCUGGAGUCCCGCCCCUGGGGCUGCGCGUGUCCGGGCCGGAGCUGCUCCGGGUGCUCGGCAUUCCGGGUCUCCGACGCCGCCUACGAGAGCGUCUGCCGCUUCCCCCGGCGCCUGGCCCCCCUGCGGCUCUCCAGGGACAAGUCCAGGAGCAUGCCCCUGGACUGGGGGGUCCUGGGCUGCAGCCCCGGCCAGGCCGGGGGCUGGGGGGCCAGCAGGUGGAGAGGGGCCGAAGGGUCUCCGCGCUCCGACGGGGGCUGGCCCCGUUCCCGCUCCCUCUCCGCCUCCUCCCUGGGAGCACCCCCUAGCUCUGAGCCCUACAGCGACGAUACCCUCUCUGAGGAGGAGGGGGAGGGGGACGGGGGGCACUGGAGGUGGGCACUGUCGGCUGCACUGGCAUCACUCAGGGCCAUCGCCCACCGCCCGGUGCCCGUCACGCCCAGGGGCAGCAAGAUCCCAGUCCGUACCCGGGCGGGAACCGAACCAGCGCUGGGAGCCCGGCACACUCCCGGAGAGUAUCCCAGCGGAAUCGAGGACUCCUUCCCGGAGAUGGACGCUGACCUCUCGGCCGAGUAUCUCCCCUUCGACCUGCGGAAGUUUCUGGAACAUGACCCCCCACAACGUGACAGUGCGGAGCAAAUGAUAGCAGAGUUGCAGAAACACCUCGAGACAGCAAGGCACCACAUCCAGACUCUGGAGAAACAACUGAACGGAGCAGUCUGCUCUGACCAGCAGCAGAUCCAAGUUCAGCCGAAUGCCGGCCAGGAUUCUGACAGCGAGGUCCUCCUGACAAAGUGGUUAACGUCCCAACUACACAGCAAGGAGCGCCUACUCCAGCAAUGUCUGGAGUUGCUCAGGCAGCUGCUCAGUGGGUCCAGUUCGGUGCAGGAUGUGAAGACUGACCUGGUUGAGAAGCUCCGAGACCAACUACGAGAGCGUGAUGGAGAGCUGCAGGGGGCUGCUGGUGAUACUUGUGCUGCUGCUCAGGAGAGAGACAUCGAGGCUGAGGGGUUGCGAACAGCUCUCCGACAGAAGGAUCUGGAUCUGAAACGCCUCACCGAGGUCGUAGCAAGGAAUGAGGAAAUGAUUCAGAUGCUGGGUGGGACGCUGAAGGAAAAGGACACUGUCGCUGAGCAGCUGGAAGCUCAGUGUAAGAACCUGAAGGAGGUGGGCAGCAGGAGGGAGAGGGAGAGAAUGGCCUCACUGCAGGAGAAGGACCAUCUCAUCGCUCAGCUCCGGGUCGCGCUCAACAACAGCAUCAAAGACGUGGAGGCCCUCACUGACUCAGUGUUGAGCCGGGGCCUGGAGUCGGGAUGUGAGUCCGAGCCUGCCCCCCUAGGCCUGAGGCUGAAGGAGAAGGCAGAGCUGCUGGGCCGGAUGCUCUCUGAUCAGGAACGGCGGGAUGUGGACCACCGGGAAGCCAUCGCGGACCUUCUCAGCAUCAUCGGGAAACGGGACCAGGUCAUACAGGAACUAUCGCAGCGUCACCGGGAAGUGCUGGCCAGUGAGGCCGAGAAAGUCCGGAGUCUCCGGACACAGCUCUCCGCCAGAGAGCGGGAAGUGGCCAAACUCCAGACCUUGCAGUCAACUCGGGUUCAGGAAUGUUUGACUGAACUGGAGGACCUGAGGGGAAUACUGGAACACAAGGACCAAGUGAUCCUGGGUCUUUUGGAAGACGGCCAAGCGAGAGACCGGCUGCUGUCCACCCUCCAGGAACAGCUCAGUGAGUCUGUGUUACUGAAGGUCACUAUGAAGCAGACCCUGUGAGACCACAGAGAGUGUCUCGGGAUGGACCCAGAACUCGAUCAGCACAUCGUCGAUGAUGAUGGACACCCAGAGAACUGCCAAACGGUCUCCUCUCCCUCCUGCUGGAGCUUGUGGGUGUUCCUGAACCCUGUCAAUGCGGACUCAACAUGUCAACACGCUCUCCCACGUUCUCUCUCUUCCCCCUCCCUCCCCUGCUCUCUCUCACACCUCAGACACUGCCAGACCUGCUGAGUUUCUCCGCCAGAUCUAUGAGAGCUACCAUUGAGUUAAGGAUCAUGUUCAGAAGAGUUUGUCCUUCUCCCCCUCCCUCCCUUGCUCCCCUCUCCCCUCUCCCCCUCGGAUUCCCCCUCCCCAGGGUGUGGAACACCUUGUCUGGGUUGGUCUCUCCUUCCUUUCUGGGAUUGGGGUUUGCCGGAGAGCUGGGUAAUGCCUCACUUCUCUGGAUUAGCUCCUGGGUGGAGUGAGCACACAUGCAUACACACACACUCAAAUACACCCCAACACGUGCACACGCGUACACACACGUGCGCACACAUGUACACGUGCACAUGCACACGUACACUUGCACACACACACUUGCACGUGCACACACGUACACUUGCGCACACACACACUUACACAAACACGAGCACACACAUGCGCGUGCACACACACUCACUCACUUACACACUCUCUCUCUCUCGCUCACAUUCUCUCUCCCUCACACACAUUCACACACACAUUCUCACACACACACACACACACACUGUCUCUCACUCUCUCACACGCUCUCACACGUACACUCAAACACACCACCAACACACUCACUCACUCACACACACGUGCGCAUAGUGUGGUUUCUGGGAAUGGGAUCUGUGCUUAAAUCUUCAUCUUCCCACUUAGUUACUGGGAAUACUCCAUGUAACAUCUGAAAUUCCUAAACGUAUAUUAAAUCUUCUGUACCCGGUUUAUUUUUUCUAAUGUAAAUUAUAAAGGUGAAUUGGUAAGGGCA
Molecule: messenger RNA, 3523 nt
Organism: Hemiscyllium ocellatum (epaulette shark)
Lineage: Eukaryota; Metazoa; Chordata; Chondrichthyes; Orectolobiformes; Hemiscylliidae
Product: early endosome antigen 1
Exons: 11
Coding region: 343-2532 (729 amino acids)
Source: RefSeq, a predicted model, not a curated record